Molecule: messenger RNA, 333 nt
Organism: Micromonas pusilla CCMP1545
Lineage: Eukaryota; Viridiplantae; Chlorophyta; Mamiellophyceae; Mamiellales; Mamiellaceae
Exons: 1
Source: RefSeq, a predicted model, not a curated record
GAAGGCGAGAGGCUCGGCCGCGUCGACGGCCGCGAGCUCGGGUUCGCGAAGGGCUUCGAGAUUGGCCAGGAGAUCGGCUUCUACGGCGGAUGCCACGCGGUGUGGUCGCGGUGCGUGCGCGAAGAUCCGGAAUGCUUCAGCGACCGCGCGAAGAAGGGCGUCGAGACGUUCGGCGCGUCGCUCGCGGCGUUCCCUCUGCGCGACCCGCAGGACGUCGCGAUACUCGAGACGUUGAACGCGAUCAGGGGGAAGUUCAAGGCGAUCGUCGCCGCGCUCGGGAUGCAUCGCGAGUACAACGCGCUCGAGCCCGCCGCGCCGGAGAUGAGCUUUUGA